GUCGCCACUGGCCACACUGCUACUCUGGUCACACUAGCACGCGCCUUUGGAAGCCGAUUUUGUUUUUUUUUUAUAAUUUUCCUGAAAAAACGAACCGGCUUAUCCCCAUCACCAUGGACCUGGUGGAGCUGCUGCAACAGGCCCAGCGCCUCACCAACGAGACGAAGAUGGACACGGAGAUGCCGCGAGUGGAGCGCACCAUCUCCCAGGUGCUCCAAGCCACCCAGGAACUGCACUCGCGUGUCACCCAAACCGGCACCAAUGAUCUCCAAGCUCAUAUACUGCUUGGCUCGAAGGGCGUGGACCUCCCGAUACUGUCGCAAAAGCUAGAGUCGCUGAGCGCGCGAAAAUCCUUCGAACCCCUGGAUCCUGUGACAGACACCGAUGUGCAGGGAUAUCUAAAGAACGAGCGGGAGAACGCCAUUCUGUCUGUCAUUGAAGAGACCAACCGCAGUAUUUUCGAGGCUGUGGAACGGCAGAAAUGGCGAUGCGUUUACGCUGAAUGGGGUGAGGAAAAGGAGGUGCUUCUCAAUGCUCUGGUGGGCCCUCGUCCAGGGAUCUUCCCCGAAUUACAGCGCCAGACUGUGAGGACGACCAUGGCCGAUAAUCCACAACCGUAUUCCCGCCUGCUGGACGAUAUACAGAAGCAGUAUGCCGAAAGAAUCAAGGCCUACAACGAAGCGAACAUUCAGGGCACGCACCGUGAAAACCUGGUUGCCACUUUUGCCAAAUUGUCUGAGAAAUUCGAUGACGAGCACGUGCAGGAAAUGUGGGGUGUGCUGGAAUACAUGGCCGAUGUGACGCCGAUGGUUCGCAGUACUGAUCCCAUACACACCCGCCAAACCGCACCCCAAUUCGUGCAGCAGGCGCGCACCUACUUGGAACGGCGCUACAAGACCUACAUGAACUCGGUCGUCCAGAAGAAUCUGCUCGUGGCCGCCCGCGGUGGAGUCCCCAACACCUACAACCUGGUCUCCUCCUAUGUGGGCGUCAACUUUUACCAGCCAAGGUCGCUAGUCGGGCUGGAGGACAUCAGCGAGGGAAAGCCGCUAUGGCCACUGAUCUACUACAGCUUGAGGAGCGGUGAUUUGGGGGCAGCGAUUCAGUUCCUCAAGGAAGCGGGCGUCUGUCCCGAUCUGCUGAAGCUGAUGAUGCUUCAGAAGCGCGGCGAUACGGAGACCCCAACCUCAAAGAUUGAGACCUCACUGAAACUAGAUUACAACAACAAACUGCGUAUCUGCAACGAUCCCUACAAAAAGGCGGUAUUCGCCAUAGUGCUCACCUGCGAUCCCCACGAUGGACACGUGGAGCUGAUGCGCACCAUCGACGACUUCCUGUGGCUGCAGCUCUCGAUCCUUCGUCUGAACGAGAAUCGCCACUACGACAUCGAACAGCUGACCUACCCCGGCCUGCAGUCUCUGAUUCUGGACAAGUACGGCGAGAACUACUUCAAUGCCCGCGAAAAGGCCCCGCUGUACUUCCAGGUCUUGGCCCUCACCGGCCAGUUCGAGUCGGCCAUUGAGUUCCUCUCCCGUACGGAAGCGAAUCGGGCCCACGCCGUUCACAUGGCCAUUGCCCUGAACGAGCUCUGCAUGCUCGGCACCCCGAGUUCCGUGCAGGCGCCGCUGCUGAGCUGCGAGCCGGACGACCCGGCGCCCAUGAAGCGACUCAACCUGGUCCGUCUGAUCGUGAUGUACGCCAAGUGCUUCGAGCUGACUGACACUGCCCAGGCGCUGCAGUACUACUACCUCUUGCGCAACUUCAAGGACCCGAAGGGCGGCAACGUGAUGCUGAAUUGUGUCUGCGACCUGCUGGUUGAGAAUUCCGACGACCAAAUGCUGGCGCUUGUUUUCGGCCACGAGGAUCAGACCGAUCCGGGCCACCUAUUUGGUGGCAUAUUUUCGGAAUUCACCAACCUGGACUGCGAUCAGUAUACGCUGGCCGGCAAGGUGGGCGACGAGCUGGCGGAGCGUAGCAACUUCGAGUCGGCCAUCCGGCUGUACUUCAUCGCUGGGCAGCUGGACAAGGCCUUGCGGCUGGCCUGCUCCCUCAUAUCGCAGGUGGUCCACCAACAGCAGCGUCCCGGGUCGCUCCGCGAGAGGCUGUGCGAUGUCAUCACGAGACUGGACAGGGCACUGGCUGUGCGCAAGACCGACUUAGAGUCCCACAUCCUGACCACCUACACGAUGCUCACGCAGCUGAUGCGGUUCUUCAACCUUGUGCACGCCGGACAGCCCCGCCUGGCGUCCGAUGUCCUGGCCAAGAAUCGUCUGAUACCCGCCAAUACCGCGGAGGUGGACGAGUGCGUCGGAAACCUCAAGCGCAUGGGCCCGGACAUCAUUAGGGUGCUCCCGGAUGUGAUGCUCGCCGCCAUGGACAUCAUAUACGACGAGUAUGUGAAGACGAAGGGCAAUGCUCGACAGGCGUCCGAGUACGAGGAGGAGGCCAGCAACGAGGCCCUGGAGGCGAUUCUGCGACACUUGCGCGGCCGAGCCAAGGCGCUGACCAACAUGGCUGCCAGUGUUCCCUACCGCAUGCCCAACCAGACCAAUCAACGGCUCGUCCAACUGGAGAUCCUUAUGCACUAACACUGCCCACCGCCCACUGCCAGCUUAAGAAAUUACCAUGAAUACCCUGUUUUCUGUAAUAAUAAAGGAUUAAUGAUAAA
Drosophila ananassae is the source of this 2668-nucleotide messenger RNA. Its product is annotated as nuclear pore complex protein Nup93-1. NCBI's taxonomy places the organism in Eukaryota, Metazoa, Arthropoda, Insecta, Diptera, Drosophilidae. Gene Ontology annotation, molecular function: structural constituent of nuclear pore. The coding region runs from base 114 to 2588 and encodes 824 amino acids. The record is from RefSeq and is a predicted model, not a curated record. Gene Ontology annotation, cellular component: nuclear pore. Gene Ontology annotation, biological process: protein import into nucleus; poly(A)+ mRNA export from nucleus. The transcript has 5 exons.